AUGACGAUCCGAGAGUCUCUACCCUCCGGUGCAGAAGGUUCACCCUCUGGUGAGGCAGUUCCAACCUCCGGUGCGUUUGCCAUUCCGCCAAAUGUCAAGAGCAGCAGUGUCGUAUGCAGGCCCAUUAUUGGUCUGGUCGGCACAAGCGCGAUUCGUCGAGCGUCCGUGCUUGUGCCGCUGUGGCCAACUGACCAAUCAGCGGCCCGUCUGCUCAGGUCACGGCGAUGGACUGACACGUCCGCGAGCACCGGAACGACGGUAUCACCCGGAUCUCUUGUCAGCUAG
This is a messenger RNA of Opisthorchis viverrini, 285 nucleotides long. RefSeq lists its product as hypothetical. Bases 1 to 285 code for a protein of 94 amino acids. The record is from RefSeq and is a predicted model, not a curated record. NCBI's taxonomy places the organism in Eukaryota, Metazoa, Platyhelminthes, Trematoda, Opisthorchiida, Opisthorchiidae. The transcript has a single exon.